AAAUUAACGAAUCCCCAACAAUCCCAAACGUGUACUCGCCCACACUUUAUCACUUUGCCUCUUUCCGAGUCUCGUUCCAUUUAGCUAUAGCUGAGAGAAAAAAGAGAGUCCUUUACACUUCUUUUUUUUGCUCCUUUUUUUCUCACAGAGAGAGAGUCAGAGAAUCAGGGGUGUAUGGGUAUGGAGGCGACGACGAGCAACAGCGUCAUCGCACCGUUCGUUAUGAAGACUUAUCAGAUGGUCAAUGAUCCGAUGACGGACAGUCUGAUUUCAUGGGGUCACGCCAAUAACAGCUUCAUCGUCGUCGAGCCUUUAGAUUUCUCUCAGAAAAUUUUGCCUGCUUUUUUCAAGCACAACAAUUUUUCCAGCUUCGUUCGCCAGCUCAAUACUUACGGGUUUCGAAAGGUCGACCCAGAUAGAUGGGAAUUCGCAAACGAGUGCUUUCUUCGAGGCCAAAAGCAUUUACUUAAGAAUAUCACGAGAAAAAAGCACUGUAACAGUGGCAGUAGUAGCAGCAGCGGCAACCGGGGAGUACCUCCCCACACUUUCUCGGCGUCCAAACAACUGGACUCGACAGAGCUGGACGAUGAAGAGAUAGUGAUGGAGAUUGCUAGGCUUAAGCAAGAACAGAGAACUUUAGAGGAAGAGCUUCAGGGGAUGACAAAGCGGCUUGAAACCACUGAAAGGAGACCGCAGCAGAUGAUGGCCUUCCUCUAUAAGGUCGUUGAGGACCCUGAUAUUCUCCCUCGUAUAAUGAACCAGAACAAACAUCACCUCACCGAGAAGAAAAGACGCCUCGCCAUAUCCUCUGCCACUUCUUCUAAUUCUUCCGGAGGCGGUGGCACCGCCCCCACCACUGCCGCCGGGACGAGCACUAAUAACUCGCUCAAGACCGAGGACGAAGACGAGGUCGUUGCGAGUGAAGCGGGUUUUGAAUUGGAGAGUUUUUACCAUUUUAAUCAGUCUUCUUCGUCAUCACCAGAGAAUCCGCCGUCGAGAUGGGGGGACCAGCGAGCUGACCGGUUUAUUUCUCAUGACGGUUAUUAUAAUGGUUUUCCCACAAUUAAUCCAAACUCGAUGUCAGCGGUUUCUUCGGGUCGGGUAGCGGACUCCAUGUCGGUGAUGACGUCAUCAUCAAUGCCGGCGCCGGCGAGAUUUGUUUCUGGAUAUGGGAAUGGUAGUAGUAGCAAUAGCAAUAGUGGGCAAAUAGGUUACUUUACAGGAGUAGUGGCUGGGAUGGAAUCCAGUAAUCCUGAUCCAGCUCCACCGCCUUAUCCAUUUUCAUUGUUUGGAGGUGGUUUUUAAUUCCUUACUUCACCAUAUAUUGUCUUCUUUCUUUCAUUUUCUAUCUUUUUCAUUUCUAUUUUAUUUAUUUUUAUUUUUUAUUGUGUAUUUCUUUCAUUAUCUUACUUUUCGCUUUUUUUUUUUUUAUUGUAAACCAAAGAUUAAUAAUAUGUUCAAAUAUUAUCUGUCGCCAGGAAACUACCAAUCGCAUGAAUAUUUUGAAUAUCUAUGUUUUGAACAUCUGAUCUUA
Humulus lupulus (European hop) is the source of this 1534-nucleotide messenger RNA. RefSeq names its product heat stress transcription factor C-1. The record is from RefSeq and is a predicted model, not a curated record. The coding region runs from base 175 to 1305 and encodes 376 amino acids. The transcript is spliced from 2 exons. Gene Ontology annotation, molecular function: DNA-binding transcription factor activity; RNA polymerase II cis-regulatory region sequence-specific DNA binding. Lineage: Eukaryota; Viridiplantae; Streptophyta; Magnoliopsida; Rosales; Cannabaceae. Gene Ontology annotation, biological process: regulation of transcription by RNA polymerase II. Gene Ontology annotation, cellular component: nucleus.